This is a messenger RNA of Cololabis saira (Pacific saury), 5682 nucleotides long. RefSeq names its product mucin-5AC-like. Lineage: Eukaryota; Metazoa; Chordata; Actinopteri; Beloniformes; Belonidae. The record is from RefSeq and is a predicted model, not a curated record. Gene Ontology annotation, biological process: regulation of transcription by RNA polymerase II. The coding region runs from base 81 to 5240 and encodes 1719 amino acids. Gene Ontology annotation, molecular function: DNA-binding transcription factor activity; RNA polymerase II cis-regulatory region sequence-specific DNA binding. The transcript is spliced from 5 exons.
AAAGCAGGCAGAGGAACCAUGUUGGGAUAGUUCUCCCGUCCCGCCGCUGCACCGCCUUACACGGUUCAAACAUCACAAACAUGUCGGCGGAGGAUAUCCACUCGAUGUACGCCUCCACCAUGGAGAGCAUGCUGAAGAGCGCCAUGGCGGAAACCACCAAACUUUUCGAAAGUAUGGUGAACGACCUGAAAGCCGAAAUCACCCAGAUGAGGAAAGAGAACGAGGACCUGAAGACGAGAGUCGGCCAGAGCGAGCCGGGGCCGGGGCAGGCGGCGGAGCGGACCCCGGAGCGGGGCCACGGGGCCGGGAAAUGCGACUCCGCGGUCCAGUGCGACCUUUCCCCUAUCCCAACAGGUCUGGUGGACGAAUGUCAGCAAUUUGGGACCUCUGUGCUGCAAAACCAAGACCAGCAGCUCACCAAUGAGCAGAUAGCCGACAGUUCUCAGGAACACAACUACGUCUGUCAAGGCAACAGCGAUUCUAAUGAGAUGUGUAACUAUGCCAUACAGACGUGUGUCUUGAAGCAAGAGGAAGUUGAGUCUUCUGGUGCCUAUAAACAAGUCUCUAGCGACAAUAUGGGUUCAGAAAGCGCAAGUCUUCCUACUUUCCAGAGGUGGACAUCAGAAGAAUUAACAUCAGGGAACCCAGUACAGAAUGUGACGCCUUCUUUGGUUAUAUCACUUAAAGAUGCAUUCAGUGAUGAUAUUAAAGAAGAACCUGAAUAUGUUCAGAUGGCGGAGGAAACAGACAUGCAGGAUGAACACAGAACAUCUGAAAAUCUUGUCCCUCCAGAAUGUUGCCAGAAUGAGUCAACGGCCAAAAAUGAGCAAACUGAAGCGCAAAGCACAGAGCAACAGGUGGAAGAGUCUGCGUUGGUCAAGAAACAAAGUGCUUGUGAAGAAUUGAAUCAUGGUAGUGCAAAAGCAAGUUCUGAACCAAAUGAGCCACCACGCCGUAAAAGAGGUCGACCACCAAAGAAAAAAGGGAAAUCCUCUGCUAAAGUUCUAAAAAACAAGGACUUGAAUACCUCUUCAGUAGCAGAGAAGGCGAUGGAGGCAUCUUCUGGUAAUACAGAAGAUAAAAUAUCCACAGAAACUUCAACUGUCACCACUUCAUCAGUUCAGGAGAAUGUGAGUGAAACACAGAACACUGCGCAAGCAGCAUCAGGAGUGCUGAAAAGACACUACACUUCUGCAAGUCUUCAGGAUGCAAUGCUGCUGGUUGAAGCCAUGAAUCAGUCGCCAGUGGAAAGGACAAUCUCCCCAUCAGUGAGCACGGCACAACCUCCGGCCCCCUUAUCUCUCAUUGCGGGAACCACACAAAUGUUGAACAAACCCCCAGUGAAACCACAGAUAUGUAUUACCACGGUUGGAACUCAUCCGAAGGCAGGAACGCCUGAUAUUACUCUCUGUGUUAAAAGUGCCACUUCUUCUAAAGCUUGCAAUGUAGUUGUUAUUCCAAAACAACAUAGUGUCCCUCCUCGGUGUAGUACUAAACAGGAGAAUUCAACAUCACCAGGUGUGGCUGCUUUUUUAGGUGGUAAAGUUGUCAGGAAAACAUCCCAAACAAUCAUUAUUGUGCCAGGACCUGGAAAGACAUUUGCAACUCCUCAAAUGACACUAAAGUCUCAUCCAAGAUUGACUUUUGCCACAGCAAACUGUAUAAGUCCCAAACCUGCUGUUGCAGUGUUUCCUAAAACAAAUCCCCCUUCCCCCGUUCCCAAAUCUGUCAAAGGCACCGUCCAGAAAUGUCUCCCUUACCUUCCAAUACACGCUAAAACCAUAACAUCACAUCAGGAGUCAAAGACCCCUCAGAAACAAAGAAUAGCCAUUGUUAUUCCACCACCACCAGUGGCGGUAUCCCUAAACCCCGAGCUUGUUGCUAAUUCAGAAACGGAUAGAGCAUCUGCUGCUGGCUUUCCUGUACCUACUCCUGAUCCUGGCUCUAGUACAGACUCUGUUUGUGUUCUUGACCCUACUCCCGCCUCUGAUCUGAGGCCUACUCCCGCAUCUGAUCUUGACCCUACUGCAGAUACUGAAGAUACUGAUCCCGGUCCUAAUCUCGACACUGACCCUACUUCUGAUCUUGACCCUAGUCCUGCCUCUGAUCUUGACCCUAGUCCUGCCUCUGAUCUUGACCCUACUCCCGUCUCUGAUCUUGACCCUACUCCCGUCUCUGAUCUUGACCCUACUCCCGUCUCUGAUCUUGACCCUACUCCCGUCUCUGAUCUUGACCCUACUCCCGCCUCUGAUCUUGACCUUACUCCCGCCUCUGAUCUUGACCCUACUCCCGUCUCUGAUCUUGACCCUACUCCCGCCUCUGAUCUUGACCCUACUCCCGCCUCUGAUCUUGACCCUACUCCCGCCUCUGAUCUGAGCCCUUCUCCCGCCUCUGAUCUGAGCCCUUCUCCCGCCUCUGAUCUGAGCCCUUCUCCCGCCUCUGAUCUGAGCCCUUCUCCCGCCUCUGAUCUGAGCCCUUCUCCCGCCUCUGAUCUGAGCCCUUCUCCCGCCUCUGAUCUGAGCCCUUCUCCCGCCUCUGAUCUUGACCCUCCUCCCGCCUCUGAUCUGAGCCCUCCUCCUGCCUCUGGUCUUGACCCUCCUCCCGCCUGUGGUCUUGACCCUCCUCCCGCCUGUGGUCUUGACCCUACCCCCGCCUCUGAUCUUGUUCCUACUCCCGCAUCUGAUCUGAACCCAACUCCAGCCUGUGAUCUUGUCCCUAUUCCCGCCUCUGUUCCUGACCCUAUUCCCGCCUCUGUUCCUGACCCUAUUCCCGCCUCUGUUCCUGACCCUAUUCCCGUCUCUGUUCCUGAUCCUGACCUCAGUCCUGCCUCUGAUUGGGAUCUUACUUAUGACCACAAUCCUGAUACUGACCCCAACUAUGACCUUGUUUGUACAGAUUCAUCAAUUCAGCUGAUUUCCACAUCACAACAGUCAAAUUCAUCUAUCUCUGCCCCGCUAACGCCAUUAUUUGAGAAAAUAAGUACCAGUAAAACAAUUGACAACCUAGGCGAUUCCAAGCAAGCUGCCUGUGUUUCUGAAAUGAUUAAUGCUUCCACAGACACAUGUUUGAGUCCAGAAGUGGUCACUGGGCAAGUGCCGACACCUGCAUCUUCAGUGUUGCUGCCAAAUGCCAAACAGAAACUCCAUGCUGUGGUUAGAUUAACGAGGCUUCCAUUUCCAGUAACAACAAAAGAAUCCAUCUUGGUGUCAAAGCUUCCUAAAGUCAUGGGGAAGCAGAAGCCAUCAGAACGACCAGUUUUGGUUUCACAGAUGCCCGUUUUAUCCCAUCUUAAAACCUCAGAAAAGCCUGAAGUAUCUUCCACAGUAGGCACUGUGAUGAAAGAGGAGGAGCCCUUGCCUGUACCUGAUUCUCCUAACAAAGCAGCUUUCAUGGCGGUCAAGAACAACCUUGAGCCUAAUUUGGAAAUUACUAAAUCUCAGUUCCUGACAAAACUGUUGCUGUCACCAGCCCAAGAAAAAGAGUCUAGGAAGAAGAACUCCCAACCAAAAACAUCAAUUGUUGCCCGACUGCGAAAUCACCUAAAAGACUUGGAAACAAAAGCAGCUGCAAAAAAAUGCAAAGCAGACACAGAUAUAAACACCAAUGGUCCAAAGAAAUCAAGGUUAGACGAUGACCAUUCCUAUUAUGCAAGGGAAACUACCACUUCUAAUUUGAUCACUAAUACGCCGUUGUCGAAUAGCUUUCAAUCUGGAGUAUGUAGAGGCACAGCUGCAAUAAGUGUUUGUGAAGCUGCUUCGGUCAAGUCUGGGAAGACUACUCGUGAUCCUGCUGCUGUGAGUGUUAAGAGGUUCAGCCCAGAAAGCGAUACUGUAGGCUCAAACGAUAUCAAAUCCCCAUCUGCCAAGCGAUCCAAAUCAAAAGAAAAGUGUCCGAGCCCAACAAUAAUCAAUCAAAUAAUCAAUAUUGCAAUGAAUAAGAGAUCCCCACCUGCGAGUCCAAGGAUGACUAGCUGUACUCAAGAGAGUAGUCAUCCUAAAAUUACUAGUACCAUAAAUACAAAAUCUCCCUUUAUGAGCUCUAAAAUAUCACCCAGAGAGGGUGCAGGGCUUCAGAGUACUUUAUCUGUUUGUCUUGAGAAGAUUCCAGACCUUUUGAGCUAUCCUAGUAGUUUCACCAUCACUAAAGCCAGCACCAGUAUUAAACCAGUUAAAAGCCAGUCCAAUGUUUUAAGUCCUGGGAAGAAUCCUGAAACAACUGUCAGUGGUAAAACUGAAGAAAGCAAUGGAGAAGACAUAUUGCCAAGUGUCAAGGCAGAAGAUGAUAUUGAUGAUAUUGAUAUUGAAAUAUCUACCCCAACUUCUGGGUCCGAAGCAGACCUGAAAGUUAAUGCAACUAAAACUGCAAAGACUCGUAAAAGGAAAGAGAAGGCUGCAAAGAGAAGGCGUAUUCAAUCAAAAACGAAGAAAGAGUUUGCCGCAUCUAGGGAUGGGAGAAAAUGUCGAGCUGUUGUGUGGUAUCCUCCUACCCUUCCACCCAACGAAGUGCCCUCCUUGGAGCGAAGGAGGCCAAAACCUAUCCCGGUGGAAGAUAAGGUUCCUGUGAUACCAUACAAGAAAGCACCCAUGAUAUCACCCUUACAGCCACUUGCUGUCAUUGGAAAGUAUCUGUUGAGGAACCAGUGUGGGGAAUGUGGCCGGAUCUUCAGCAGCAGUUCUGCCCUGGAGAGCCAUGCUGGUCUCCAUGCAGUACAUCAUCCGUUUUACUGCACGUUCUGUGGGAAGUCAUUCCCAGACUCCAAGAGCUUCAAUCGGCACCACAGGGUUCACCGCAACGGGAGAAUCCAUAUCUGCCCCAAGUGCGGGAAGGGCUUCGUCUACCGUUUCGGCCUCACCAAACAUCUCGUGAUGGUCCACAGCAAGAUAAAGCCUUUCGUCUGCCAGUUAUGCAACAAGGGUUACUACUCGAAACGAGAAGUGGAAGUCCACAUACGGAGUCACACCGGAGAGAGACCUUUCCACUGUCACCUCUGUGAGAAAAAGUUUAAAAGGAGAGUUGAGCUGAAUACGCACUUGCGGUGGCAUAAUGGAGAAAAAAGACACUGGUGUCCAUAUUGUGAGAAAGGAUUCUUAGACUACAACAACUUAAAAAGGCACAAAUAUACCCACACAGGGGAGAAACCGUAUUCCUGCCCGCACUGCUCCAAGCAAUUCGCACAGACAGGCCACAUGAAGAAGCAUAUAAGGAAUGCGCAUGAAGACGACUGGAUCUCCGACGUCUGACAUACCUCUGGGGCACCAACAAGAUAGUGAUGGGUACAAGCGAUAAAGAACAGGAUCUCUAUCUUUCGUCAAUAGUUUAAAAGUUUUUUUUGUUUUUUUUUAUGUACAUAUAAAACAUGAACUUGGCAUGAAGAUAGUGUCUUGUAACUGCAAAGGAAAACAUUCAGACGUCUUUCUUUAAUGUUCAAAAUAAAAUUGUUUGAAAGGUGCAUUUUCUUUUUUUCUUUUAACAGGUGACUAUUUAAGAAACUAAAAAGUGUAGGAAAUAAUACUUUUUUUUCAAUUCAUUUUUUAUACUAUGCCUUAGUAAAAAAAAUAUACUCUAUGCAUACUUUUUAAUUUGAAUGGGAUUUGGUUGUUUUAAUGAUAGUGAUUUGCUGUAUUGUCAUUGAAAAAGGAUUGCAUAGGAUCAGAAUUAAACUUUUGUGUAGAUGGUUGAAUU